CGCAGUUCGAUUUUGCGCGGGUUGAGGGAAACCGCUGCAAAAGAGCUCAAUCAUGUCGAAGAGGGAGGCCUUCCUGCAGUCAGUGUGCAGAGACAACGUGGAGCAAUUCCUCACCUUCCUCCAACAACAUGAGGACAGAGCGGACCCGUUUGACCUGGAGGAGGUGUUGCAGGAGAUAUCUCAGGAUCAGAGGAAAACAUUGUGGGGACAGUUGACACCACUCUUGGCAGAUACCCUGGUUGCGUACCCCAUUGAGAGGUGGGAUGGUGGCCUGAGUGAUGACAGUGCAGAUGAGAUGGAAGUGGAGGUGUCCUCUGACCUGAAAUGCACCAUGUCAGUGAUAGCAGGAGUGACUGCGGUGGCAACAUUUUCCCUCAGUGUCAUUCAGCCAGAGGACUGUUAUGAUACUUUGCUGGACUGUGUUAACAUACUAAAUGACAUCCUGGGUGCCCUGCCGGCCUCAGAGGCCCAGCUACAGCUGUCCAUCGUGCGGCUCUGUGAGGCCUGGUGGAAGAAGGGUCUAGAGGGCAGGGAUCCCCUGGGUCAAACUGCUUUCCUCCGGUGCCUGGAGAGGACGCUGCUGCUCAAGAACCCGGGCCCUGAUAUCGGUCGCCUGUGGGGUUUACACGAGGUGCUGCAGACCAUACCCUUCGAGUCCGAGGGCAUCAAGGAGGUGACGGACCUGCUGCUGCAGUGCUUCCUGAGUGUGGCCCACAUCCGGCGCGAGGAGGGACGCCGCUUUCUGACCUUUCUCUUCAGCUGGAACGUGAACUUCAUCACAAUGAUUCAUGGAACCAUCAAAAAUCAGCUGCAGUUCUUCUCCAAGUCCAUCACAGACCACAUAGCAGACAUAUACUUUCGAGCCUGGAAGUCUGCUUCAGGAGUCAUUCUGGAGGAAAUAGAGAACGCCUGCAUCCAGGACUUCAUGCAGCACGCCGUGCUCUUGUACAGGAACUCUCCUGUCCACCCCAGGGUCCGGCAGAUACUCAGCCACUUUCACAAACAGAAGCUCCGACAGGGGGUGGAUGAAAUGCUUUUCCGACUCUACAAGCCCAUUCUGUGGAGAGGACUCAAGGCAACGAAUUCGGAUGUGCGCGCCAACGCUGCCCUGCUCUUCACUGAGGCCUUUCCCAUCCAGGACCCCAGUCUGAGCAGCGAGAAGAUGGACGAGGCCAUUCAGAAACAGCUCGACUUGCUUUUCUUGCUGUUGGAGGACCCCCAGCCGGUGGUCCGCUCCACAGCUGUGCUGGGCGUCUGCAAGAUCCUGGCCAAGUACUGGGAGGUCAUCCCCCCCGCCAUCCUCACAGACUUCCUCAGGAAGCUGGUGAUGGACCUGGCUGCCGACAUCACUUCCCCCGACGUCCGCUGCUCCGUCUUUAAGUGCAUGGCUGUGAUUCUGGACAAUAGCCUGAGCCACCCGCUAUUGGAGCAGCUGCUCCCAGUCCUGAAGAACAGCCUCCAUGAUAAUUCAGAGAAGGUGCGCGUGGCAUUUGUGGACCUUCUACUCAAGAUCAAAGCCACCAGGGCUGCCAAGUUCUGGAAGGUGUGCUCCAUGGAACACCUCUUGGCUAGGCUGGAAGUUGACUCCCGGCCUGUCUCCCGCCGGAUCAUCAACCUUCUCUUCAAUUCCUUCUUCCCUGUCAAUCAGUCGGAAGACGUGUGGUGUGAGCGCUGCGUCACACUCAUCCAGAUGAACCCCGCUGCUGCCAGGAAGUUCUACCAGUACGCACAUGCCUUCACAGCGCCCACCAACAUCGCGAAGCUGAUGCUUACUAUCCGCCGGUGCCUGAACGCCUGCAUUCAGCGGAACAGGACAGAGGACCUGAAUGAGACGGACAGCAGUAACAAGGAGAACGCAAGUGUUCUGGAGGAUGUGCUCUCGGUGCAAGACAUGGGCACCAUGGCCAGCCUGCUUGAGGUGGUGGUCAUCCUUUGGAGGAGCAUCCGCAAAUCCCUGGAGCACAACCAGGAAGCGCAGCAGUACACCUCCAGCAAGUUUGCCCAAGUGCUGCCCGAGUACUUCCGCAUGUUCCAGGAUGAACGCUGCACUCCUCCGUUGAUCCUGAUGGCCUCCUUCAUGCCUGCCGCAGCUGUGCCCACCUUUAGCUGUGGCGUCCUGUCGAAGCUGCGCCGGUUGGAGGUGGGGGCUGAGCCAUCCCAGUAUACCAUGCUUAUUGACUGCCUGUGCAGCUGGGGCCAUGCUGGACACGUCCUGGAGCUUAUCACCGACUGGCUGACGGAUUCCCUGCCCCAGAACACGGGCAAGCGGGACUCAGAGCGGCGAGUCCACAUUCAGGAGACAGUGGAUGCCAAGCCAGAGCUGGGCCUGGACUACCUGGAGUACAUGUUGUCUCAGAGACCCCAACGAACCUGUCUGCUGGAACUCAGACAGACAGCGCUAAACCAGCUGCUCAAAGCGCUCAAGGCCUGGAGGUCGGUGCUGUACGAGAACAUGAGUUCAACUGAAAGCGGUCGCGAUCGAAGCCGAGCAGAGACGGCCCUAAAGGCGUUUGCCGUUCACAGUCAUCUGAGCGCCCUGCUUCUCCACAAGUUUCCAGAGGGACGAGGCUACCUGCAGGACUUGGAGCACUCCAUGGCCUGGGUGGAGGAGAGGGCCCUCCCCUUCUUGCCUGCCCCCAGUCUGGAACAACAGGACCUGUCCAGAUGGGUCGUAGAGAACUGCCUGAGGGUUUGCAGGGACGUGACCCUGGUGGGCCUUGCUGACAAACAGUUCAAAGAGCAGGUUCUGCACCUGUGCUCCAUCAUCCUGCUGUCUGAGGGUGGUCACCAAUGUGCCCCGCUGCUGCUCUCUGUGCUCACGGAGGUGGCCCAGGAGUGUCUGGCUUUGAGCUCACAGUCUCGUAGCCAUGACCUGGACAUGCUGCUGUACGUUGUGGCCAACAUCUUCCAGAAAGUGCUGGAGCUCAUGGCACUCAAACUGCGCAAGGAACCUGAUGACGGCCUGCAGCUGUGCCAGGCGGUGUCGGCUGAACUUGGAGAUUUUCUCAACGCUCUCCACGACUGGAAAGCUGUGAAUCUGGAAGCCAUCAACGGGGUGUUUUCCACUCUAUUCGCUGCCAUCGUUGUGGAGAUCAGGCACUCCAUUGUCAAGGUUUCCUGUCCAGAACAGCUGACAGUCCCCAAAACCGUGCAGGACCUGCCCCCGCUCUCACGUUGCUUACUGGGGGUCAUCCUCAGGUCACCUGAGGUCACCAGGUCUUUCCUGUGCGAGACCUCUUCCUCGUUAGAGUCAGAGGCCAUCGAGGACGUGACGGGACUGGCUGCACUGCUGCACAUGUUGGCCGUGGUCGGACAGAUCGGGAAGUUCAAGUUGGAGCUCAAAGACAUGGCUGUGUCUGUUCAGAGACAGCUCCAGAAACACAAUGCUGUCAUAGCCGAGGACAGCAGGACCAUGGAGAGGGUCAUUUAUUUGUCUGCCGUCAGGAGUGUGAACGAUAUACUGAUGGUCUGACGGGGUGGAGGAGGGAGCUGGUCUGUGAAGAACAAAAUAAGUACUCUGACAAGGGAAAGGCACAGCCCCACAGCCGAUGUGACCUGGAAUCUCCGUGCUCAGAAAGCCGAAGCCGAUGGCCCACUUUCCUUUUGCAGAUGCUGCUUGCGAGAAUACCCAGCAUGGGGGUCUUCAGAGCACUGCCUUUUCCCUCAGAUCGGUUCACUUUGAUCCUGCUUUCUGGAUGGCUUGGAAAAACCUAUACAUGGAAAAUAUGAACGUGUCUCAGUACGAUUAGUAAUUUCUACUUCAGUUUACUUUGUUUUUAUUGGCUGUUCAUUGGUAUAAAAAUGAAAUGUGUUCUUAGAACAAACAAAAAUGUAAAUAUGAAAGGACAGG
Scleropages formosus (Asian bonytongue) is the source of this 3850-nucleotide messenger RNA. RefSeq names its product non-SMC condensin II complex, subunit G2 (gene ncapg2). The coding region runs from base 53 to 3472 and encodes 1139 amino acids. Gene Ontology annotation, cellular component: nucleus; condensin complex. The transcript is spliced from 29 exons. Lineage: Eukaryota; Metazoa; Chordata; Actinopteri; Osteoglossiformes; Osteoglossidae. Gene Ontology annotation, biological process: mitotic sister chromatid segregation. The record is from RefSeq and is a predicted model, not a curated record.